Molecule: messenger RNA, 1468 nt
Organism: Anopheles bellator
Lineage: Eukaryota; Metazoa; Arthropoda; Insecta; Diptera; Culicidae
Exons: 3
Coding region: 133-1335 (400 amino acids)
Biological process (GO): regulation of DNA-templated transcription
Molecular function (GO): DNA-binding transcription factor activity
Source: RefSeq, a predicted model, not a curated record
UUGCUGCUGGUCCCUGGUUGAAAGUGGUAGCCGCAGACGGGUUCCAGUUUGAGCACUACGGAGUAUUUAACGUAAAACUAACGGGAUAUUGCACCUAGAUUGUGUAUCUAAAAAAAAUCCAAGUCAAGAAAAAUGACGGAUUUUGAUGCGGCUACUGCUCUUUUGCUGCUCAGCGGCCACAUGCCUCACACGAUUGACAGUGUGAAUAAUAAUCAUCACAGCGCAGCAAAGGAAAAUGUUGUACCUUUGUCUCUCGGUGCCAACACAGCAUUCGGAGCUAUGUUACCAUUAACUAUGGCAGUCCCACCAGCUACCGAUAGAUCGGCCGCGGCCCAACAAGCCAUGCCAGUUGUCGUGGGCGAUCUAACCCUUCAGCAAAAUGUGCUGCGUCCAUCGGCGAUCGAUAAAUCGGCACUAUCGAUGUUUAGGUUGGCGUUUUCACUGAGUGCAGAACAAGAGUUGGCGAGAAGGAUUGGAGGAAAAUUGGACGCUGUCAAGCCGCAGCAGCCGGAACUCGCCUCUCCCGAGCCUCGGUGGGAUGAUAGUAGAACUUCUUCACCGAUUAUGCCUCCCAUUGGACAGCAACCUUCUCGCGUCGACGAAAGUGAUCCGGAAACGGAGCGAAUUCAUCACCCCAUGAUGCUAUACGCCAACAGUCCCGGUAUGAACGGGUUUGCAAUGCAGCUCCAGCGCCAGCAGCACCAGCGGCACAACUAUUCCAGCUCUCCGGAAUCGCAUGUUGAGGUAAUGGCAGCGGGCUCUAGGUAUGGUCCCUCUCGUCGAAAACUCGUUCACCCGCAGCGGAAGUCAGCAGGGAUCAGCAUGAUACAGGCGGAGGAGCUGUCUCCAUCCGACUCGGGUAAUUCUUCCAUUCACGACGAAAUCCUGCAGUCGGGGCUCUUGAUACAAGCGUGGACGAGAGGAAACGACAUCAGCGAAGGGCUGCCGCCGAGAGUAAAGCGUGAACUGCAGAGUAUUUUGCAGAUGUCAUUGUUCAACAAAGAGUUUUACACGAAGGAAAAGAUGUCCGAAUUUCCUAUGGAAGUGGGUUACCAUCCGAACAAAUCUCGGCUGCGCAAGGAAUACUUGAAUGAUUUGGAAGCUGCCGAUCGGGCGAAGAACAAUCUCGCGUCACGUCGGUCUCGCCACAAGAAAAAGAUGGUCAACCAACUGAUGAACAUCAGUUUAGAGUUCGAUCGCAGCGAAAACCGACACUUGUAUUUGCAAGAGCGCUGGCUGACGAGCUUGAUCUAUGAGCUAGAGGACAAAGCAAUGCAAAAGGGCGUCGAUGCGUAUAUGUUGCGGAAGCUGCGGGCCGACUGUGGCUUUCAAUGAGUUGCCGGUGGAUGAGUUGGGAAUGCUAACGAAGGGUUGCCAGUCCCGGAAGAAUCAUUGUUGAGCUUCGUUUUACUUCCAGUGUAGUGUUGUGCAUAUAUUUUAUUUUUUUACCUCCGCUAAAUACACAAUG